Messenger RNA from Drosophila ficusphila, 1226 nucleotides. Its product is annotated as coiled-coil domain-containing protein 137. The coding region runs from base 61 to 1053 and encodes 330 amino acids. The record is from RefSeq and is a predicted model, not a curated record. The transcript is spliced from 2 exons. NCBI's taxonomy places the organism in Eukaryota, Metazoa, Arthropoda, Insecta, Diptera, Drosophilidae.
GGUCACAUUACCACGAGUUUAUUUUAUAGUUUGUUUUCUAAAAUAAGGAAAUUGUUCCUAAUGGCUCGGAAACGAAAAAUUCCCGUGCGGAAACACCACGGUAUUCGCGAUCCCCUGAAGCAGCAGGAACAGAAAGAGAAGAAACUCUCCAAAGUAACCAACAAUCCGCCCGUUAAAAAAGAUGAGCAGCAGGUGUCCUUCAAGUUCCGGCAAUUUAAGCAGCUAGCCGAUGCCACCAAAACGGGCAAAAAGGUGAAAUUGGGACAAAUUGGACGAGAGGAUAAACCCAAAUCCAUUACAGGAGUAAAAGCAAGUGGUUCAGCCAAGGAAACGCGAAACAUCAAACAGUUUACCAACGAAACGGACGAGGAUUAUCUACGCCGGGUCAACCGUAUAACUAGUGCGUCCGUUCGGGAGGCCCACUAUGAGGCAAAGUAUGGAGUAAAUGUCAUAAGGAAUCCCAAAACCGGAGAGAUUACGGUGCAAAAGAGGCCCAAAAACGAGAUUGAUGAGCUACUAAAACAAAAACAAAAGGAACGCCGUUUGGCGGGCCAGAAAGGUCGAAAAAAGGUUCACACCCCGCAAAAACCAACCAUGGAUGCCAAAACCAGCAGGGAAUUGGUUAAGAGAGCCUACAGAGAGGCCCAACAAGAAGUCGACACCGAAAAUAAGCAAAAUGCCGGGCCAACGGAGUACAAGCACGAUGUUGUCGCCUUUGGGGAGAUUGUCCAUGCCCCACCAUCCCUCAAAAUCCUUCCGCGCAAGGCGGCCAAAAACGAGACAGUGCCCCGACCAGGACGCAAAACCAAUCUUUUAUUGAAAUCCAUGCUAGAUCCAGCCGAAACUCAGUCAAAUGAGGAGACACAGGAUUCAAUAAGUCGGGCAAAAGUGGCUGGUAAAUCCAAAACAGCCUUUAAACCACCCACCAAGGCGCAGAUGAAGGGUAAGCGAAAGGACCUGCCCUUGGCAACAAGGUCCAUGCUUGAAUCGGAGCGCAGCAAAAUGGUUCUUCUGUACCGUCAACUCAAGAACAAGACGACUGCGGAUGCUUAGUGUAACAUAGACUACAUUUUUACCUUGAAUGGACUUUUUUUUUAUUAAAGCUAAUCAAUUAUAUAACAUAAAUAUAUCUGUUACCUGCUGAAAUAUUAAGUGACUUUACUCUUGUAUGCAAUGUUUAAUUAAUUGAUAAGAUUUUUAUAAAGUCAGGUUCUUUAACACGUAAA